Molecule: messenger RNA, 5708 nt
Organism: Chanos chanos (milkfish)
Lineage: Eukaryota; Metazoa; Chordata; Actinopteri; Gonorynchiformes; Chanidae
Gene: usp47
Product: ubiquitin specific peptidase 47
Exons: 29
Coding region: 157-4299 (1380 amino acids)
Biological process (GO): protein deubiquitination
Cellular component (GO): cytosol; nucleus
Molecular function (GO): cysteine-type deubiquitinase activity
Source: RefSeq, a predicted model, not a curated record
CCUGCGAUCACUUUAAUAGCAAGUUUUUUCCUCGAUCAUUUGGGUUUUAAUAAGUACACUGACUGGAGAACAUACUAAUUAUGUUCGUUCACGUCUGUGUAAAGAGUUACUGUUGACAUCCGAGCUUGGGUAGAUGUCCGCAUAACUGUCGCUCAAAUGGAAAUGGUGCCCAGCGAAGAAAAGCAGCUCGUACCCAGAGAGGGUAUUUUUUGGAGUUGCAGGCAAAGUAUAUUCGAGGAGAUGAAGAAAAGGUUUUCCCAGAUAGAGAGUGCUGCUGAAGAGCCCAGAGUGCUGUGCAUAGUCCAGGACACCACCAAUGCCAAGACAGUUACGGAGAGACUGACACUCAACCUCCCAGCCUCCACCUCCCUCUCCAAGCUCUUUGAGGAUGUUGCCCACAAGGCAGGCUACGUGAACGGCACCUUUGACCUAGCAUGGAGCAACACGCCCGACAUGGCCCCUCUGGACCAGGGCAGUGACGUGUCACUUGUGGACUCUGGUUUUGAGCCAGGCAAAAAGAACUUCUUACAACUCAUAGACAAGGAUGGGGAGCAGCCUCAGAUAGCUUCUGAUGAGUCUGGUACUGCAGACAGUAGUGGUCUGGAUGACAGCUCCCAGGACCGCUUCAUUGGACCGCUGCCUCGGGACGGGACCGUGGGUUGCAGCAGCGACUACAGCAGCCCCAGCUACUCCUACUCCUCCAUACUCAACAAGUCAGAGACGGGAUAUGUGGGUUUGGUCAAUCAAGCUAUGACCUGCUACCUGAACAGCUUACUACAGACACUCUUUAUGACUCCAGAGUUCAGAAAUGCCCUGUAUAAUUGGGAAUUUGAGGAGUCAGAGGAGGACCCGGUCACCAGUAUCCCAUACCAGCUCCAAAGGCUUUUUGUACUUCUGCAGACCAGUAAAAAGCGUGCCAUCGAGACUACGGACGUGACCCGUAGUUUUGGCUGGGACAGCAGCGAAGCCUGGCAGCAGCAUGACGUCCAGGAGCUUUGCAGGGUCAUGUUUGACGCUCUGGAGCAGAAGUGGAAGCAGACUGAACAGGCCGAUCUUAUCAACCAGCUGUACCAAGGCAAACUGAAAGAUUAUGUUCGCUGUUUGGAGUGUGGUUAUGAGAGCUGGAGGAUCGACACCUACCUGGACAUUCCUCUGGUCAUUAGGCCCUUUGGAGCCAGCCAAGCAUUUGGCAGCGUGGAGGAGGCACUUCAGGCCUUUAUCCAGCCUGAGACUCUGGAUGGGCCCAAUCAGUACUUCUGUGAGCGCUGCAAAAAGAAAUGUGAUGCCCGCAAGGGACUGAGGUUUCUGCACUUUCCAUACCUGCUAACCCUGCAGCUGAAGCGCUUUGACUUUGACUACACCACUAUGCACCGUAUCAAGCUCAACGACCGCAUGACCUUCCCAGAGGAGCUUGAUAUGAGCCCCUUCAUGGACGUGGAAGAUGAGAAAUCUCCUCAGACUGAAAGCUGCACUGAUAGUGGGGCAGAGAAUGAAGGGAGUUGCCACAGUGAUCAGAUGAGCAAUGACUUUUCCACAGACGACGGUGUGGAUGAGGGCAUUUGUCUUGACAACACCAGCAGUACAGAGAGAGUCCUGAAGCCAAAGAGCUCACUUACCUUUGAGCUCUUCUCGGUCAUGGUGCACUCGGGCAGUGCUGCAGGUGGACACUACUAUGCCUGCAUCAAAUCCUUCAGCGAUGGCCAAUGGUACAGCUUCAACGACCAGCACGUGAGCAAGAUCACACAAGAAGACAUUAGGAAGACGUAUGGUGGAUCCUCAGGGAGCAGAGGCUAUUACUCCAGUGCCUUUGCCAGCUCUACAAAUGCAUACAUGCUCAUAUACAGGCUAAAAGAUCCUUCAAGGAAUGCAAAGUAUAUGGAGGUGGAGGACUUCCCAGAACACAUUAAGAGACUGGUGCAGAGGGAAAAGGAGUCCGAGGAACAGGAGAAGAGACAAAGAGAAAUUGAGCGUAACACAUGCAAGAUCAAGCUCUUCUGCAUGCACCCUGUGAAGAAGAUGAUGAUGAUGGAGAAUAAACUUGAAGUUCACAAGGAUAAAACUCUUAGAGAAGCUACAGAAAUAGCAUACAAGCUGAUGGAUCUAGAGGGGGUGGUUCCGUUGGACUGCUGUCGGUUGGUGAAGUACGAUGAGUUUCACGAGUACUUAGAGCGCUCUUAUGAAGGCGAGGAGGACAUGCCGAUGGGCCUGCUCUUGGGUGGAGUGAAAUCUUCCUACAUGUUUGACUUACUGCUGGAGACCCGCAGGCCUGAUCAGGUGUUCCAACCUUACAAACCUGGAGAGGUAAUGGUGAAGGUGCAUGUGGUGGAUCUGAAGAGUGAGACCAUUGCACCUCCUGUCAGUGUGCGGGCUUAUCUAAAUCAGAGCAUCACCGAGUUCAAGCAACUUAUUGCACAGGCCACUGGACUUUCUGCUGAAACCAUGCGUGUCGUCCUGGAGCGCUGCUAUAAUGACCUUCGGUUACUUUAUGUGCCCAAUAAGACACUGAAAGCUGAGGGUUUCUUCAGGAGCAACAAGGUUUUUGUGGAAAGCUCUGAUUCAUCAGAUCACCAAGUCACAUUUACUGACUCCCUCUUAUGGAAGCUCUUGGAUCGCCAUGGGAACACAAUCCGACUGUUUGUCACACUGCCCGAGCAGUCGCCAGGCCGCCUGGCCAAUAGAACUAGUUGUCCCAAGGCCAGUGGUGACUCAGAGGACUCUUUUGAAGGGGCAAAGGGCAGCAGGAAGUCGGUGGAGGCGAUUCUGGAAGAGAGCACAGAGAGGCUGAAAAACCUGUCCUUACAGCAGCAGCAGGGCUGCAGUACCAGCGACAGUCAAAAAAGCUCAGACCACAGUGACUUUGAGCACAUUGAGUCUCCUGCCCAGGAACCCGACUCGGCCCCCCAGCCCGCUCCGCUGGACGACCGCACGCGGGUGGCCAGCGGGGGCAGCGCCAGCGGGGGCGCCUCUGACCCAGAGAACCAGUUCCCUUCGGAAGAGCGCUCUGAUUCGGACAUGAACAACGACCGCAGCACCAGCUCAGUGGACAGCGACAUUCUGAGUUCCAGCCACAGUAGCGACACACUGUGUAAUGCGGACAGCGGGCCGCUGCCGCUAGCCAAUGGCCUGGACUCGCACAGCAUCACCAGUAGCCGCCGCUCCAAAGCCCACGAGGGCAAAAAAGAGACAUGGGACACUGCAGAGGAGGAUUCGGGCACUGACAGCGAAUACGAUGAGAACGGCAAGAGUAAAGGCGACGCCCAGUACCUGUACUUCAAAGCAGAGCCCUAUUCACCGGAGGAUGGCUCUGGAGAUAGCCAGAAAUGUUUACUGGUCCAUGUAGAUAAGAGGAUCACACUGGCAGCAUUCAAGCAGAAUCUGGAACCCUUUGUUGGGGUCACUUCCACCCAGUUUAAGGUCUUCCGGGUGUACGCCAACAACCAAGAGUUCGAGAGCGUGCGACUGAAUGAGACGCUCUCCUCUUUCUCAGAUGAUAACAAGAUUACUAUUCGGUUAGGAAGAGCACUGAAGAAAGGGGAAUACCGGGUGAAGGUCUACCAACUGUUAAUAAAUGACCCUGAGCCCUGUAAGUUCCUAGUGGACACUGUGUUUGCCAAGGGCAUGACUGUGAGGCAAUCCAAGGAGGAGUUACUGCCCUUACUGAGAGACCAGUGCAAACUGGACCUCAGUAUCGACAGGUUUCGUCUCAGGAAAAAGACCUGGAAAAACCCAGGGACAGUGUUUUUGGACUACCACGUCUAUGAAGAGGACAUUAACAUCUCCAGCAAUUGGGAGGUCUUCCUGGAGGUUCUUGAGGAACCAGAGAGAAUGAAAUCCAUGUCCCAGCUGGCAGUCUUGACGCGGCGCUGGAGGCCGUCUCAGAUGAAGCUGGAGCCUUUCCAGGAGGUGGUGCUGGAGAGCAGCAGUGUGGAGGAGCUUAAGGAAAAGCUCAGUGAACUGAGUGGUAUUCCUCUUGAAAACCUGGAGUUUGCAAAGGGGCGAGGAACAUUUCCCUGUGACAUAUCUGUUCUGGAGAUCCAUCAGGAUUUGGAUUGGAACCCUAAAGUCUCCACACUCAAUGUCUGGCCCCUCUAUAUCUGUGAUGAUGGUGCCGUGGUCUUUUACAGGGAUAGCACUGAGGAGCCCAUGGAACUGUCUGAGGAGGAGCGCAGUGAGCUGAUGAAAAAGGAGAGCAGCCGGCUACUGAAGACAGGCCACCGGGUCAGUUAUUCACCCCGCAAGGAGAAGGCCCUCAAAAUCUACCUUGACGGGGGGCCUACCAAAGACCCUGGCCAGGACUGAGGCGGAGGCCGGUUCAUCCCGAAUUUUUUUUAGCUGGCCUGCCCGUCGCAGCGUAGUGUUGCCUCGCCAGGGACCCUCCUCUGGCACGGGGCCCACGUUGAAUCAACGUCACCAGUGCUGUUUGGCUGACGCCCUCCUCUCUGGGCUCCUGGGGGUAUAGCGUGGCUCAGAAUCCUUUUGUGCACUAUAGUUUAUUGUACUGUAACGUUUAUAAGGGAAGUGCAAAAGCUAUUCAAUCCUUUUUUUCUGACAAAUCAAUUAAACAUGGAGUGACAGAGAUAGGUGCACUUAUGGAAUAGGGUAGAGUGGACUGUUCAGGAGUGAUUCACCUCUCCUUGCCUCUCUCCUCUCUCUGUGUGUUGAUCCUCAGUACUAUGUCCCCCCCCACAUUCUCAUUCACAAAUUGUUUUAUGAAGGAUUUGAAUUCAUCCAGUUCAUGUGUGCACAAGUGCGGCAUCAAAUUUACUGACAGUUCUCAGUCCACCUGUAGCUGUUGUGCUAAAACAGGCAAACAAUUAACAAUUUCAGUUCCCAGAUAAUGGAAUUUGUUGAUGCUAUAAUUAUCUUUUCAAAUAGAUUGUAUAGAAAUACCAGAGAUAUUCUGAGUCACAUUAACACAUGGAAAAAAAAAGCUAAAAUAACAGAAGUUUAUUGUUGUUAAUGACCUUUAUUUUUGACCCAGAUGCAUUAAGUUUCAUAUUGUAUUCUUCAGGCAGGUACUCCAUAAACAACAAAUUGUUGUGUGAAACCGAAAAACGAAAUCUCUUCCGAUCAUUUUGUUUUGCGAGCCCUGCUUAUGGGUGAACCCAAGAAUUAUCGUCUGUCUUCAAAAGUCUUCUCUUGACUCUAGUUUGCUGCUCUCACUUGAAAUGUUGGGAUUCCUCUUUAUGUUUAACAUAAACGCGAUAAAUGUAAAUGAAAUGCUUCUCUGGCUAAUGAGACUCUGACCUGGCUGUCUCCCAGAAUGCUUCCCUGCAUGUGUGGGUGUGGAGGUGGCCCAGCCCCCUGUGGAACUCCACUGGGCUGCCCCACCCCCACGUAGGCUCAGCUCCACCCCACGCAUAAAGAGCUCCGCUUGAUACUGGUACAUUUUAGUGUGCAAGUCUGUAAGGGUAGAACAACAGAAUAAGAUAGAGAGCAAUGUGUACCUUUUCUCUCUCUUUUCUCUUGUUUUUGUUUUCUUCUUUCUUGUAAAUUAUUAUUUCACCCCGGACUUAAUAAUGGCGUUAAGUCCUGCGAGUGACCUCUGGCACACAUUUUAAUUUGUGUCGAUAUUCAAUCUUUUUGUUCAUUUAGGAUGUCCUUCCCUGUGUUUUUUUUUGUUUGUUUUUGUUUUUAUUUCUGCACAAUGUGAGCCUAUAUGGGUUCAGGCAUGUGUGUGUGUCUGUGUGUCUGUGUGUGUGUGUGUG